Gordionus sp. m RMFG-2023 is the source of this 3376-nucleotide messenger RNA. Its product is annotated as DNA topoisomerase I, mitochondrial-like. Bases 41 to 3076 code for a protein of 1011 amino acids. Lineage: Eukaryota; Metazoa; Nematomorpha; Gordioida; Chordodea; Parachordodidae. The record is from RefSeq and is a predicted model, not a curated record. The transcript has 17 exons. Gene Ontology annotation, biological process: DNA replication; DNA topological change; chromosome segregation. Gene Ontology annotation, cellular component: chromosome; nucleolus. Gene Ontology annotation, molecular function: DNA topoisomerase type I (single strand cut, ATP-independent) activity; DNA binding.
UUUUUUUUAGAGAUUUGAUAGAAAACUUAUUUAUGAAGUCAUGCCAGUACCUUCUAAUAUUAAUUUAAUAUCGGUAAAAACUAUGAAUUCUGAAAAUUCUUACGGUGAAUCUUAUUCAAAUACUUCUAUCAAUUAUUACCAAAAUAAUAGAACCGAAAGUUAUGAUGCCUCAAAUCAGUCUGCUCAAUUAAAUUAUGAUCAGAAUCAUAUUGAAGGGCAAUAUUUAUCAAACAAUGCAUCAAAUAUACAAAUGCAAAAUGAUUCACUUAAUAAUAACACAAUAAAUUGUAAUUCAAUUUCUUUAAGUCAGACUGCAACACAAAUUCACAGUGAAAUCCUACUUCCUUCGAAUUUAUCUUCUGAGACCACACCAAAUAUUCUUCUAAAUAAAGCAAUAAACAAUGAAAAUCUUAAUAAUGUUGAUAAUAGGUUUAACAAUAUGCAAGAUAAUCACUCUCAGUUGGUUACAUCAACCACAGAUAAUAGAAUGCAGUCAAACCUUAGGAAUACUUUUAAUAAUAUAAACAAUAAUCUUUCUCCAAACAAAAGUCAUACUAUUAAUGAUCCUAAUUCAUAUUAUAAAAGCAUUGAUCAAUUACCAAAAAUUCCCAAAAAACCACAUUUAUCAUCUCAUAAUAGUAGCAAAGACAAAAACAAUAACAAAACAAAAAUUAUCAAUUCAUCAUCUCAUAAGAAACAAAAAAUUCAUAGUGAAACAGAGUCAGAGGAUGAUGAACCUUUAACAUUAAAAUUGAAUAAGCUCUCAAAAUUGAAAGACCAAACAGUUAAAGAUGAAUCAAGCUCAAGCAAACCCCACCUCUCUACCCCCACCAAAAAAUCAGGCCUUCAUGUUCACCAAGAAUAUAAAGGGGGAAGCCCAAGAAACGAUGAUUCGAUCGAAAUUAAAUCAGAAGCUCUACUUUCCCCUCCCAAAACUCCCAAGAAGGAUCAUAUUUCGAGCCAGCAAAUAAAGAGGCCAAAAAUUGCUCCAGCAAGCGAAGAUGAUGAUGAUACACCCCUAAGUCUUAAAUUUAAGCAACCGAAAGUUGAUAUUGAAAUAAAAAACGAACAUAGGGAAAAUAAAAAGCAGACACACUCAGAAUACAGAGAGGGUGGGAAGAUUAAAAAGGAGAAUAAAGAACAUAAAGAAGAACAUGAUAGGCACAAGGAGAAGCACAAAGAUCGGGAAAGAAAACAGGAAGUGGUCAUUAAGACCGAAAAAAGGCACGGCGACUCCAAGUCAUCUUCCGAGAUCAAAUCCCCUGUGAAAAAAAUAAAAUCAGAAAAAUCCGAUUACGAAGAACCGAUCGGGAAAAAAUCUACCCUCACGACGAAGACCAAAAUUAAGAAGGAGGAAGGGAACGAAGGUGCAGAUGGCGCCCACGUUUGGAAAUGGUGGGAGGAAGAUUCGACAGGGGAUGGAGUUAAAUGGAAUACAUUGGAACAUAAGGGACCAAUUUUUGCGCCUGAUUACAUACCUUUACCGAAUGACGUGAGAUUUAAAUACGACGGUAAAAUAAUGAAAUUAUCCCAAGACGCCGAGGAAGUUGCUGGCUUUUACGCGCGAAUGUUAGAACACGAUUAUGUCACGAAAUCUAAAUUCAACGAGAAUUUUUUUAAAGAUUGGAGAAAGGUUAUGAACAAGGAUGAACGGGCUUUAAUUAUGGAUUUGAACAAAUGCGAUUUCACCUCCAUAGCAGAAUAUUACAAAUUGAAGACGGAGGAAAGGAAGGCCAUGCCAAAAGAAGAGAAAUUGCGCCUUAAAAAGGAACAGGAAGAUAUGCAAAACGAAUACGGGGUAUGCAUUUUAGAUGGUCGACCACAAAAGAUAGGAAAUUAUAAGAUAGAACCGCCCGGUCUUUUUAGAGGACGCGGAGAUCAUCCCAAAAUGGGCAGGCUCAAAAAACGAAUCACUCCCGAGGAUGUUAUUAUAAAUUGCGGAAAAAAAGGUAAAAUACCGCAACCCCCAAAAGGACACAAGUGGAAAGAGGUGCGUCACGAUAACAACGUUACCUGGCUCGCUAGUUGGACCGAAAACAUUCAACAGAGCAUCAAAUACAUCAUGCUUAAUCCUUCGUCCAAAUUAAAAGGCGAAAAAGAUUGGAUGAAAUACGAAACGGCUCGACGGCUCAAGACCUGCGUCGACAAAAUCCGUCAACAAUACAAAGAGGAUUGGAAAUCUAAAUCCAUGCUAGAACGUCAGCGUGGAGUAGCCUUGUAUUUUAUUGAUAAGUUGGCACUCAGGGCUGGUAACGAAAAGGAUGAUGAGACCGCUGAUACAGUAGGUUGCUGUUCCCUCAGAAUCGAACACGUGACGCUACACGAGAAACUUGAAGAUGACGAAUGCGUCAUUGAUUUCGACUUUUUGGGUAAAGAUUGUAUCAGAUAUCAAAACAGGGUGCCCGUCGAAAAACGGGCUUUUAAAAAUAUCCAACUUUUUAUGAAAAACAAGAACAAAGAAAACGAACUAUUCGAUAGAUUAACGACUCAAAUUUUGAACAAACAUUUGAACGAACAAAUGGAAGGUCUAACAGCUAAAGUGUUCCGUACUUUCAACGCUUCUCUAACCUUACAAGAUCAACUCAACAAAUUGACUGAAGAUGAUACAACUCUUCACGAAAAAUUGUUGUCUUACAACAGAGCCAAUAGAGCUGUAGCCAUAUUGUGUAACCAUCAAAGGACUAUUCCCAAAACGCACGGUAAACAAAUGGAAAAUUUGCAAGAAAAGGUGAAAUCUAAAAAGGAGGCCAUAUCGGAAGCGAAGAAGGAAGCCAAAAGCGCUAAAACCGACUUCAAACGGGAAAAAAACCAGAAAAACGAGCUAGUUUACGAAAAAAAGAAGAGCAAACUGGAAAGGCUUAAAGAACAAUUGCUCAAACUCGAGCUCCAGGCCACUGACAAGGAGGAAAAUAAAACGAUAGCAUUGGGAACUUCCAAGCUAAAUUAUCUAGACCCCAGAAUUACGGUUGCUUGGUGCAAAAAACACAGUAUAAACGUGACCAAACUUUACAAUAAAACUCAAAGAGAUAAAUUCAGAUGGGCCAUUGAAAUGGCUACCCCAGAAUACGUUUUUUAAAUCGAAACGAUUGUUAAAGAAAAAAUUAUAUUAUGUCUAGCACGAAAAAUAUUUGCAUCUUUUUAUACACGGUUUCAUACACUUUUUUAAAAAAAUGUGAUUUUUUUUCUUUUGCUAUAAAUAUGUCCCAGUUGUUUUCUUAUAAUCGGUUUUAAAAAAUUGCAAAAUAUCUAAUAAAAAUAUACGAAUAACCCAUUCCUUUAUACAUUUAUUAUAUAUAAACCUCUAGAAGUAAUAUUUUAAUUGAAUAUAAAUGAUUAUUAAUUUGUACGCAUAUAACACUAUAAAGCACGUGUUUGG